Molecule: messenger RNA, 1898 nt
Organism: Pogoniulus pusillus (Red-fronted tinkerbird)
Lineage: Eukaryota; Metazoa; Chordata; Aves; Piciformes; Lybiidae
Gene: AAAS
Product: aladin WD repeat nucleoporin
Exons: 17
Coding region: 91-1662 (523 amino acids)
Biological process (GO): nucleocytoplasmic transport
Cellular component (GO): nuclear pore
Molecular function (GO): protein binding
Source: RefSeq, a predicted model, not a curated record
GGGGGAGCGCGGCAGGAAACUGACCCUCGGCGGGGAUUGACCCUCGGCGGGACCCGUCCGCGGCGGGCGGGAAAAACGCCCCGCGGCAGGAUGUGCUCCUUGGCGCUGUUCCCGCCGCCGCCGCCGCCCGGGGACGUUACCCUCUGCGAGUUCAACAAUGCUCUGCUCUGCGGCCGCCUCCACGAGCAGCUGCCCCUGGCCUUCCAGAGCCAGCUGCUCCUGUGCCCUCAGCUCAGCCAGCUGCCCACCCUCAACCUGCCCAAGGAGACCCUCAAAGCCCACAGUCGUCUGGAGCACAGCACCAGACCAGCCUUCACCCACCACCAGGAGGCCCUCUGGAAGAGAUGCCUGAGUGCAUGGAGGGCCGUGGGGCUCUACGGGGUGCUGCAAGAGCUGGCUGGAGCUCAGGAGGAGGAGGGGCUGCAGUGGCUGAAGGCUGCCUCCAGCUGCGCUCUGGCCGCCUGCCGCUGCCUGGCCUCUCUGCAUGGGUCCUUGUUCCCUCACCUCUCCCUGACCACUGAAGACCUGAUCACUGUCUUCUCCCAGGCCGUGGACUGGGCUGGCUGCACCAUCAGGGCCUUUGCCUGGCACCCCCAUACCAACAAAUUUGCUGUGGCUCUUCUGGAUGACUCCAUCAGGGUCUACAACUCCAGCAGUGCCACCAUCCCCUCCCUGAAGCACAGGCUGCAGCGUGCUGUGGCUGCCCUGGCCUGGCAGCCUCUCUCUGCCUCCAUCGUGGCUGUGGCCUGCCAGAGCUGUGUCCUGCUCUGGCACCUGGACCCCACCUCCCUCUCCACCAGACCUUCCUCUGGCUGCGCCCAGGUCCUGUCCUACCCUGGGCACAGCCCUGUCACCAGCCUGGCCUGGGCACCCAGUGGGGAGCUGCUGCUCUCAGCCUCACCAGUGGACACUGCCAUGCUGGUCUGGGAUGUGUCCACUGAGAGCUGUGUCCAGCUGCAGUGGUUUGGCGGGGGAGGAGUCACCUACUUGGCCUGGUCACCUGAUGGCAGCAAGGUGCUGGCAGCCACCCCCGCGGCGGUCUUCAGGGUGUGGGAGGCUCAGACCUGGACCUGCGAGCGGUGGCCAACGAUCAGAGGACGCUGCCAGACAGGCUGCUGGAGCCCUGAUGGCAGCCGACUGCUGUUCAGCGUCCUGGGAGAGGCUCUCAUCUACUCCUUGUCCUUCUCGGAGUACAGAGGGGAGAUGCAGGGGCAGGUGGGAGGCUCCAAGGCAGCUUCAAUCAUGGCAGAUGUGUCCUUGACCACCUUUGAGACCCUCUAUGGGGAGGAGAGGAUCGGAGGAGACAUCCAGGCCAUGGUGUGGGACCCCACGGGGGAGAGGCUGGCAGUGAUCAUCAGAGGCUCUCCAGAUGCUGCCUGCAGCCAGUCCUAUGUUGCUGUCUUCCGCACUCGCAACAGCCCAGUCUUUGAGCUGCUGCCAUGUGGUUUCCUGCGAGGGGAGCGAGGAGCUGAACCUCAACUCAUCUCCUUCCAUCCCAGCUUCCAUAAAGGAGCUCUGCUGACUGUAUGUUGGUCCACAGGCAAGAUCAGCCACGUGCCCUUCUUCUUCAGCAGUGCCCAGCUGCCCUGUGCCAGCCCUGGCUGCAGCCCUGCCAUGCCCAGCGCCAGCGCGAGGGAGCAGCCUCUCUUCUGUGAGCUCUGAGCCCUGCUGGGCUGCUCCUCCCUGGCCUCUUGGGGGUCUUCAGAGCCUCUUCCUAGUCUAAAUUCCUCAUGGUCUUCAAGAGAUCUUCAGAAUGAGGCCUUGAAAUGCUCCCUGGGGUCUUCAGGAGGUCUUCAAACCCUCCUUGGGGUCUUGAAGCCCUCCCAUGGCUCUUCAGCCCAUCCUUGGGCGCUUCUUGGGCUGGUCCUGCACAAAUUAAAUUUGCUUCUCUCCUCUCA